Messenger RNA from Aspergillus luchuensis, 909 nucleotides. RefSeq names its product glycosyltransferase family 2 protein. Bases 1 to 909 code for a protein of 302 amino acids. Lineage: Eukaryota; Fungi; Ascomycota; Eurotiomycetes; Eurotiales; Aspergillaceae. The record is from RefSeq and is a predicted model, not a curated record. The transcript is spliced from 2 exons.
AUGGAGUUUCCGUUCAUGCGAGCAUUUAUUGCCCUCUUUUUGUAUCGCUACUUCCGUCUUGUUGUGAAUCUCUUUUCUUUCUGGACGUUCAAACCAAUUCCUCCGCCGGAGAAUCCGAAGUUAACUGCCCAAGAUGUAACGGUUAUCUUACCAACGUUAGAGGGAUGUGGUGAUGAACUCGUGGAAACCAUAAGAACGAUUCUCGACACCCAGCCCUACGAACUACUUUUGGUCACCAUUGAAGCGAAUCGACAAAAAGCCGAGAACAUGCUGAGCUUGAUGCCCGCUUCGAAGUCAAGAAUCCGCUUGUUCACCGUUACUCACCCCAACAAGCGCCGACAAAUGACUAGAGCGAUCCCUGAAGUCAAGACUACUAUCACGGUCUUCGCAGAUGAUGACGUGAGUUGGCCACGCACAGUCCUCCCUUGGAUGCUAGCACCUUUCGAAAAGGAUGAGCGAUUCGGUGGUGUGGUAACUUGUCAACGCCUGAGGCGGGCCGUUUCGCCAUCAUUCUCUCAACGCAUAUGGGGAUUUCUGGGUGCACUUUACUUGGAACGGAGAAACUUUGAUUGUGCGGCAACAACGCAUAUUGAUGGUGGACUUCCCUGCAUGUCAGGCCGGACAGUCGCAUACAGAACAGAUAUCCUUCAGAAUGAGGGGUUCACGUAUGGAUUUACCAACGAAGAAUGGUGGUUCGGAAAGUACCAAUUGAACGCAGACGACGACAAUUUCAUUACCCGUUGGAUGGUGUCGCAUGGCUGGGAGACUUACAUGCAAUAUCAUCCUGAAGCGGAGGUCUUGACAACUCUGGAAGACAACCCCAAGUUUCUCAAGCAGUGCGCGCGCUGGUCCCGAAGCAACUGGAGGAGCAACCUUACAAGCAUGUUCCACGAAAAACACAUCUGGUAG